UGAAUCCGAAGCCAACCGCAAACUUUCAUUGAAACGUCCAACAACAACAACAACAGCCGCGGGAUUAAAGCAAUAUCAAAAAUAGUACAAAACAUCGUUCGUCCUUGGCAUUUGAAACAGGGCCACCAAGCGGAAGUUGCAGGAAGAAACAGCUGCUGCCAGCUUGCAGCAUUAAGCGUAACUUUUAUUGAGAUAACGCCAAUCUAGAGGCGGUGCAGCCAAGACGCAAUCCUGGCCCAGCGACAACAACAACACCACAGCAGCAACGGCAGCGCCAGCGGCGUUGGCAGCGUCGCGAGCAGCGGCGUUGGCAGCGUGCCCGUCAUCAUGGAGGGGCCGGAGGUAACAUUUCUCUUUCAAUUUGGCAGCAUUCGCGAUGCAGUCUGUGUACCGGUAAAUGCGCUCACGCUCAAAUCGCUCAAGGAUUUGGCAUGUGACUUCAUCAACACCAAGAUACCAGAUAGCGGACUCACAUAUCUGUCAGAGCGCAUACUGCUCUUCAUACAUGACUAUAGCACACCCAAUGUGCUGCACAUUAUCAAUUCCGCCGCGGAAGUUGUGGACGAGACAUUGGUGGAAAUUGUAUUAACAGCCAGUCCCAUACUGUAUCCGACAUCGGAAAUGCCAACACUGAAGCCGCAUAGCCUGAACGUGCACUCCUAUAAGGCGCCCACAUUCUGUGAUUUUUGCGGCGAGAUGCUGUUUGGUCUGGUGCGUCAAGGACUCAAAUGCGAUGGCUGUGGUCAAAACUAUCACAAACGAUGUGUGGUGAAAAUACCCAACAAUUGCAACCGGUCCAGUGAUGCCACAUCGCGACGUUCGUUCACAUUGCAGCCGCCCCGCAGCCCAUCCGGCAGCUCACAGCUGUCGCUUAUCUCCAACGAGGAGUCGACGGGUCGUCAUGACUCCAGCAGUUCACUGAACAUACCAGGAUAUACCGGCCGUCAUCAGCGCACUCACUCCGCCAGCAGCCGGAACGGUCAGAUGGUGCUCCGGAUUCCGCACACCUUCAUGGUGCACACAUACGGCAUACCCACGGUCUGUCAGCACUGCAAGAAGCUGCUGAAGGGCCUCUUCAAGCAGGGCUUGCAGUGCCGCGACUGCCAGUACAAUACUCACAAGAAGUGCAUGGAUAAGGUGCCGCAGGACUGCACCGGCGAGACGCAGCUCAGUCAAUUGCAGGCGGAGAUUAACGAUGGGACGCCGCGCAAGGAGCGCGACAAUUUCUUUCGCGAGGAGUUCGAUGACAGCGACUUUGAAGAUGGACCACAAACUGAAUAUGCCAAAUAUAACAAAGCCAGCGGCGGCACAAAUCUGGUAGCUGGGCGACCAAGGGAGCCACCCAAGGCCUUGACCAAUGCACAUAACUCACCACCGGAGCUAGUCAAUGGUGGCAUGGAUGGCAGCAGCAGCAGCAGCACUGCGGGGGAUACCAAAUCCAGCGACGGCCAGUCGGAGCAGUCGCAAUCCUCAUCCUCCUCUUCACCUAGCGCCAAUAUACCCCUCAUGCGCAUUGUGCAGUCCGUGAAGCACACAAAGAAACGUGGCGGCCAGGCCAUCAAGGAGGGUUGGCUGGUGCACUACACCUCCAUGGACAAGGCGCUGAAGCGCUACUUUUGGCGGCUGGACUCCAAGACCAUAACGUUGUUCAUAUCGGAGCAGGGCAGCAAGUACCACAAGGAGCUGCCCCUCGCCGAGCUACUAUCAAUUAAAACGCAUCGCGAUCCGCGACCCGAGAGCAACUACUGCUUUGAGCUGUGCACGGCCAAUCUGAGCUACUACGUAGGCCAGGAUCCUCAGCUGGGCGUGGCUGUGGAGCAAGCCGUACGCCUGCCCCCGCCGGACAGUGGCAUCGGCUCAGACAUAGCCAAGAGCUGGGAGACGAGCAUACGCCAAGCCUUCAUGCAUGUAACCAACACGCAAUGCUGCGAAUCGGAGGAACAGGUGCAGGACAUGGGUCAGCUAUAUCAGAUCUUUCCCGACGAAGUGCUCGGCUCCGGUCAGUUCGGUGUCGUCUACGGGGGUGUCCACAAGAAGUCUAAGCGGGAGGUGGCCAUCAAGGUAAUUGACAAGCUGCGCUUCCCCACCAAACAGGAGGCACAACUGAAAAACGAGGUGGCCAUACUCCAGAACAUAACCCACUGUGGCGUCGUAAAUUUGGAGCGUAUGUUCGAGACACCGGAGCGCAUAUUUGUGGUCAUGGAGAAGCUCAAGGGUGACAUGCUGGAGAUGAUACUCUCGCAUUCGCGCGGCCGUCUCAGCGAGCGUGUGACCAAGUUUCUGAUCACACAAAUCCUGAUUGCCCUGAAGUAUCUGCACUCCCAGAAUAUUGUGCAUUGCGAUCUGAAGCCGGAGAAUGUGUUGCUCUCUUCGGAUGCUGAAUUUCCGCAGGUAAAACUCUGCGAUUUUGGCUAUGCGCGCAUCAUUGGCGAGAAAUCCUUCAGACGUUCGGUUGUGGGAACUCCCGCCUAUCUGGCGCCCGAGGUGUUGCGCAACAAGGGCUACAAUCGCUCGCUGGACAUGUGGAGCGUCGGUGUCAUCAUCUAUGUGAGCCUCAGCGGCACAUUUCCCUUUAACGAGGAGGAGGAUAUUAACGAUCAGAUACAGAACGCGGCAUUCAUGUAUCCACCAAAUCCAUGGAAGGAGAUCUCCUCGAAUGAAUCAAAACUCAAAAAAAGAAAACCUGUAUCGGGCAAGGCCGGGAUAUACCCCAUUGACCUCAUCAACAACCUGCUGCAGGUGAAGCAGCGCAAACGCUACACAUGCGACAAGAGUCUGAUGCACUAUUGGCUGCAGGAUAAGCAGACAUACAGGGAUUUGCGUAAUUUGGAGACGCAAGUGGGUCUGGGACGCUAUCUCACCCAUGAGGCGGACGAUGUGCGCUGGGACAGCGCUGGUGACAUUUGACCUGCUGCAGGUGGCAAAACAACAACAGCAACAACAGCAACAACAACAACAACAACAACCGCAACAAAUCCAGAACUGAUGCAACCGCUGUCCGGCUGCCAUAGCGCGCCCAGCGAUAGCUAUCCAUCCCCAUCGAACUGUGCCGGCUGCCAUCGUCUGACCAGCUCGCCGAAAGUGGAGGCCAUUGGCGAUAAGGCGUUGAAGUGGAUGCGCUUUCAUCUCUGCAAGCACAUCAAAUAGCGUCCACUUAGCCAUUGCUUUUUCUAUACAUAUUUUAUUGUUUAUAUACACAUACAUACAUAUGUUUCUCACUGACUGUAAAUUAACGAAAAUUUUUAAUUAGCACCUUGUUCGAAAGUGAAAAAAACUAAAUUAAAAAUUUUCAUCGAUCUAAACUUAACCGCCAAAAUUUCGAUGUAACUGUGAAUUUUGAAAUAUCUUUUUUCAUGCUCGCACUAGCGCUUGCUCUUGCUAAAAAAAAAAAAAGAAAAAGAAAAUCACAUUUCCAUCUGAAAAAAUUAUAUUUCUCACAUGCUUGU
Drosophila montana is the source of this 3446-nucleotide messenger RNA. It is a transcript of the gene PKD, whose product is annotated as serine/threonine-protein kinase D3. Gene Ontology annotation, biological process: protein phosphorylation. Gene Ontology annotation, molecular function: protein serine/threonine kinase activity; ATP binding. The record is from RefSeq and is a predicted model, not a curated record. NCBI's taxonomy places the organism in Eukaryota, Metazoa, Arthropoda, Insecta, Diptera, Drosophilidae. The transcript is spliced from 8 exons. Bases 328 to 2907 code for a protein of 859 amino acids.